UCGUUCCCCACGACCAGUAGCCCUACCCUGUUGCAUGUCCAACCACCCAUUCUGCAUCGCCCGGAGUAACAGCCACGCACGCUAGAAAGAAGGUGAAACGCACUCCGAACGGAGAGCGUGAGGAGAGAGAAAAAAGGCCCUGGACACCGAGGGGACACUCGGGCUGAUAAAGAAACAAACGUAUUUAAGAGAAGAAAGUUUGGUUUGAGAAGUGCUUUUAUCGACUAAGACAAGAGGCGGGGAAGGGAAGAGGCGACUGCCAAGGAUGCUCAAGCUGAUGUGUUGAAGUUCUUGCAGCGCGGACUGCUCAUUAAGAUAAACAAGAAAAUAAAGAGAAGAAACAAAGAGCCUUCGGCCUUGCUUGAGCAAUCCAAAGUACGAAAACAAAGGCAGAAACUCUUCAAAGAAAUAAACCAGGGCAGAGACAGUACAAGAAAAGACACAGAAUGGCUGAGGAGGAGGAAACGAGGGAGGUGCUUUUCCCUGAUUGGUCGGGUCCAGAGACACAGGGACUGACCAUUGAGCAGUCCGGUCUUGGAGAGAUUUACGUCAAAGAGGUGAAAAUGGAAUCACCUGCUGGGCGCACAGGAAGAGUACAUGAGGGUGAUCAAAUUGUGGGCGCUACGAUCUAUUUUGACAACAUGAGUUCAGAGGAGACAGCAGAGCUUCUCAAGACCCUACACAAACACAAGGUUGGACUGAAACUACAAAACAAGGACAAGUCACCAUGUCGUUCCCCGAUGGGCACUCUGUCGCCAUGCCGCUCUCCACUUGGAACCUUGACUUAUGAAGGGAGGGGAAGGUUUGGAGGCUCCAGCCCGGACAUCAUCCUAAGCGGAGAUGAUGAAGAUUACAAGAGAAUAUAUUCCAAGAAGAUUAAGCCACGUCUGAAGUCUGAGGACCUGGCUGAGGGCGUGGAUGUUCGUACCGAGCGUCACAGUAGCACAAGCAGUGAUGGCAGUACGAUCACAACCAUUACCCGUCGCAUCACUACCUACACUGUGGACAUGCCAGGGGGCGUCGAUGAGCAGCUUGAAGUAACAGGUCCAGAGUUCAAGGGGAUACGAUAUGAGCAGUCAGGAGGAGGCAGCUCUGCUCAGAUCAGAGUUCCACAUGGAAGUGAAAACCCUUCAGGUAUUAGAGGAGUUGGUAUGGAGGGGGGUGCUUUUGAAGUAGGUGGGGAUGGUGUUUCCCUGACUGGGCCACGGUUAACUAGCACCUCUGAGAAACACUGGAGCUCAGGAGGGGUUAAGACCACAAUUAUUUCAAGGGAGAUUGAGGGGGGAGAUGGUGGAGCAACAGGUAUCCGAUUCAAAGGACCUAGCUUUGGGACAUCUGCAUCAAAGAGUCAGGGAGAGUUUGGACCCUCAAGAAUGGUUAAACAAGGAGACCAAAGUUUUCAGGUGUCAGGUGGCUCAAAUGUGACCGUAAGAGAGAGCUUUGGUAGCAGUCAAGGUGGCAGUGCAGGAGAGUUUGACAUGCCCUCAGCUGAUUACCAAGCAGGAUCAGUGAGUGUCACGGUCCCUGGAAGAACAACCAAUAUAUCCUCCAGCUCCAUAUCAUUGGGUAAAGGAGAGAUCAGAGGAGUAGACUUUAAUUUGCCUGGGAGAAGUAGUGCAGAAUGGCAGGGUAGGGUUGGAGGUCCAGUGCCUGGGAUAACCAUUAGUGAUCAACAGAUAAGAGAGUCUGGGAAAAUAGGUGUCUACGGGGGCAACCAGGGUGAGUUUUCCUCACCCAAUGUGCCUGACAUAGAUAUGGAGUUAAAGGGAGGAAAGCCAUCAACAGACACAAGAGUGCCAUCUCUUGAUGUCAAUAUCUCAGGCAUAAAGGAGUCUGGCUCAGUGGAUAUGUACAUAAAAGGACCCUCAGUAAAAGGAAGUACAAAUGAAAGUGAAAGCAAACUCAAAAGUGGCAUCAAAAUGCCAUCCUUUGGACUGAACACUGGAGGUGCAGAGCAGGAUUUAAAUGUAAAACUACCGAAGGUGAAAGGUACAGUAGACAUUUCUGUUCCUGGGGUAGAUGUGUCAGGCCCAUCUAUGAAUGUGGAAGGAAAGCAGAUAGGUGGUAUGGACAUCAAAGCACCAAAUGUAGACAUUAAAUGUACAAGUAUUGAUGUGAAAGGUCCAGAAGGUGGUUUCAAGAUGCCCAAAGAGAAGAUGCCCUCUUUUGGAGUUAAAGGAGUCAGCCUUGAAAGUUCUCAUGUUGAUGUCAACAUACCAAAAGGAGAGAUAGACAUCAAGGCUCCCAAAGUUGACAUUAAAGGUCCAUCAAUAUCUGGAGCAAAGAUCUCAAUGCCUGAUGUGGAUGUAAAUCUGAAAGGUUCAAAGGUUCAGGGAGAUGUGAAUGUGUCAGUGCCAAAGGUAGAAAGAGACAUCAAGGCACCUAAAUUAGACAUUAAAGGUUCAGGUGUUGAUAUUGAAGGCCCAGAAGGUGGGUUCAAGAUGCCAAAAGUAAAGAAGCCAUCAUUUGGAAUCAAAGGAGCUGGGCUUGAGGGUCCUAAUGUUGAUGUCAACAUACCAAAAGCUGAAAUAGACAUCAAGGCUCCCAAAGUUGACAUUAAAGGGCCAUCAAUAUCUGGACCAAAGAUCUCAAUGCCUGACGUGGACAUGAAUCUGAAAGGUUCAAAGGUUAAGGGAGAUGUGAAUGUGUCAGUGCCAAAGAUAGAAGGUGGUAUCAAAGCCCCCAAAGUAGACAUUAAGGGUUCAAGUCUUGACAUUGAAGGCCCUGAAGGUGGUUUCAAGUUGCCCAAAGUAAAGACGGCCUCAUUUGGAAUCAAAGGAUCUGGACUUGAGGGUCCUAAUGUUGAUGUCAACAUACCAAAAACAAAUAUAGACAUCAAGGAUCCUAAAGUUGACAUCAAAGGUCCAUCAAUAUCUGGAACCAAGAUCUCAAUGCAAGAUAUUGAUAUCAACAUGAAAGGGCCAAAGGUGAAGGGAGAUAUUGAUGUAUCAGUCCCAAAGAUAGAAGGAGACAUCAAAGCACCCAAAGUAGACAUUGAAGGUCCAGAUGUUGACAUUGAGGGUCCUUCAGGAGGAUUUAAGAUGCCAAAGAUGAAGAUGCCAACAUUUGGAUUCAAAGGACCUAAAGUGGAGGUUCCAGAUGUUGAUGUUAAACUACCAAAAGCAGACAUUGACAUCAAGGCACCCAAGGUGGACAUCAAAGGUCCUGAAAUAGACGUUGAAGGGCCUGAUGGUAAAAUCAAAGGGCCACAUAUCAAGAUGCCAUCAAUUUCAGGGCCCAAGAUCUCAAUGCCAGAUGUUGAUUUCAACCUGAAAGGGCCAAAGGUGAAGGGAGAUGUUGACGUGUCAGUACCAAAGAUAGAAGGAGACAUCAAAGCACCUAAAGUAGACAUUGAAGGUCCAGAUAUUGACAUUGAGGGUCCUUCAGGAGGAUUUAAGAUGCCGAAGAUGAAGAUGCCAACAUUUGGAUUCAAAGGACCUAAAGUGGAGGGUCCAGAUGUUGAUGUUAAACUACCAAAAGCAGACAUUGACAUCAAGGCACCCAAGGUGGACAUCCAAGGUCCUGAAAUAGACGUUGAAGGGCCUGAUGGUAAAAUCAAAGGGCCACAUAUCAAGAUGCCAUCAAUUUCAGGGCCCAAGAUCUCAAUGCCAGAUGUUGAUUUCAACCUUAAAGGGCCAAAGAUUAAGGGAGAUGUUGACGUGUCAGUACCAAAGAUAGAAGGAGACAUCAAAGCACCUAAAGUAGACAUUGAAGGUCCAGAUAUUGACAUUGAGGGUCCUUCAGGAGGAUUUAAGAUGCCAAAGAUGAAGAUGCCAACAUUUGGAUUCAAAGGACCUAAAGUGGAGGGUACAGAUGUUGAUGUUAAACUACCAAAAGCAGACAUUGACAUCAAGGCACCCAAGGUGGACAUCCAAGGUCCUGAAAUAGAUGUUGAAGGGCCUGAUGGUAAAAUCAAAGGGCCACAUAUCAAAAUGCCAUCAAUUUCAGGGCCCAAGAUCUCAAUGCCAGAUGUUGAUUUCAACCUUAAAGGGCCAAAGGUGAAGGGAGAUGUUGACGUGUCAGUACCAAAGAUAGAAGGAGACAUCAAAGCACCUAAAGUAGACAUUGAAGGUCCAGAUAUUGACAUUGAGGGUCCUUCAGGAGGAUUUAAGAUGCCGAAGAUGAAGAUGCCAACAUUUGGAUUCAAAGGACCUAAAGUGGAGGGUCCAGAUGUUGAUGUUAAACUACCAAAAGCAGACAUUGACAUCAAGGCACCCAAGGUGGACAUCCAAGGUCCUGAAAUAGACGUUGAAGGGCCUGAUGGUAAAAUCAAAGGGCCACAUAUCAAGAUGCCAUCAAUUUCAGGGCCCAAGAUCUCAAUGCCAGAUGUUGAUUUCAACCUUAAAGGGCCAAAGGUGAAGGGAGAUGUUGACGUGUCAGUACCAAAGAUAGAAGGAGACAUCAAAGCACCUAAAGUAGACAUUGAAGGUCCAGAUGUUGGCAUUGAGGGUCCUUCAGGAGGAUUUAAAAUGCCAAAGAUGAAGAUGCCAUCAUUUGGUCUCAAGGGAACUAAAGUUGAGGGUCCAGAUGUUGACAUUAAUCUCCCAAAAGCAGACGUUGAUAUUAAGGCACCCAAAGUGGACAUUAAAGGUCCAGAACUAAGUAUCGAAGGGACUGAAGGUAAAGUCAAAGGGCCACAAUUCAAAACGCCAUCAAUUCAGGGGCCCAAGAUCUCAGUGCCAGAUGUUGAUAUCAACCUUAAAGGGCCAAAGUUUAAGGGAGAUGUUGAUGUGUCAGCACCAAAGAUAGAAGGAGACAUCAAAGCACCGAAAGUAGACAUUGAAGGACCAGAUAUUGACAUUGAGGGUCCUUCAGGAGGAUUUAAGAUGCCAAAAAUGAAGAUGCCCUCAUUUGGAUUCAAGGGACCUAAAGUAGAGGGUCCAGAGGUUGAUGUUAAACUACCAAAAGCAGACAUUGACAUCAAGUCACCCAAGGUGGACAUCCAAGGUCCGGAACUAGACGUUGAAGGGCCUGAUGGUAAAAUCAAAGGGCCACAUUUCAAGAUGCCAUCCAUGUCUGGGCCCAAGAUCUCAAUGCCAGAUGUUGAUUUCAACCUUAAAGGGCCAAAGGUGAAGGGAGAUGUUGACGUGUCUGUACCAAAGAUAGAAGGAGACAUCAAAGCACCGAAAGUAGACAUUGAAGGACCAGAUAUUGAUAUUGAGGGUCCUUCAGGAGGAUUUAAGAUGCCAAAAAUGAAGAUGCCCUCAUUUGGAUUCAAGGGACCUAAGGUAGAGGGUCCAGAGGUUGAUGUUAAAUUACCAAAAGCUGACAUUGACAUCAAGGCACCCAAGGUGGACAUCCAAGGUCCUGAACUAGACGUUGAAGGGCCUGAUGGUAAAAUCAAAGGGCCACAUUUCAAGAUGCCAUCCAUGUCUGGGCCCAAGAUCUCAAUGCCAGAUGUUGAUUUCAACCUGAAAGGGCCAAAGGUGAAGGGAGAUGUUGAUGUGUCAGUACCAAAGAUAGAAGGAGACAUCAAAGCACCUAGAGUAGAUAUUGAAGGUCCAGACAUUGACAUUGAGGGUCCUUCAGGAGGAUUUAAGAUGCCAAAGAUGAAGAUGCCAACAUUUGGAUUCAAGGGACCUAAAGUGGAGGGUCCAGAUGUUGAUGUUAAACUACCAAAAGCAGACAUUGACAUCAAGGCACCCAAGGUGGACAUCCAAGGUCCAGAACUAGACGUUGAAGGGCCUGAUGGUAAAAUCAAAGGGCCACAUUUCAAGAUGCCAUCCAUGUCUGGGCCCAAGAUCUCAAUGCCUGAUGUUGAUUUCAACCUGAAAGGGCCAAAGGUGAAGGGAGAUGUUGACGUGUCUGUACCAAAGAUAGAAGGAGACAUCAAAGCACCGAAAGUAGACAUUGAAGGACCAGAUAUUGACAUUGAGGGUCCUUCAGGAGGAUUUAAGAUGCCAAAAAUGAAGAUGCCCUCAUUUGGAUUCAAGGGACCUAAGGUAGAGGGUCCAGAGGUUGAUGUUAAAUUACCAAAAGCAGACAUUGACAUCAAGUCACCCAAGGUGGACAUCCAAGGUCCUGAACUAGACGUUGAAGGGCCUGAUGGUAAAAUCAAAGGGCCACAUUUCAAGAUGCCAUCCAUGUCUGGGCCCAAGAUCUCAAUGCCAGAUGUUGAUUUCAACCUUAAAGGGCCAAAGGUGAAGGGAGAUGUUGACGUGUCUGUACCAAAGAUAGAAGGAGACAUCAAAGCACCGAAAGUAGACAUUGAAGGACCAGAUAUUGACAUUGAGGGUCCUUCGGGAGGAUUUAAGAUGCCAAAAAUGAAGAUGCCCUCAUUUGGAUUCAAAGGACCUAAAGUGGAGGGUCCAGAUGUUGAUGUUAAACUACCAAAAGCAGACAUUGACAUCAAGGGACCCAAGGUGGACAUCCAAGGUCCCGAACUAGACAUUGAAGGGCCUGACGGCAAAGUCAAAGGGCCACAUUUCAAGAUGCCAUCUAUUUCAGGGCCCAAGAUCUCAAUGCCAGAUGUUGAUUUCAACCUGAAAGGACCAAAGAUGAAGGGAGAUGUUGACGUGUCACUACCAAAGAUAGAAGGAGAUAUCAAAGCACCGAAAGUAGACAUUGAAGGUCCAGAUAUUGACAUUGAGGGUCCUUCAGGAGGAUUUAAGAUGCCAAAGAUGAAGAUGCCCUCAUUUGGAUUCAAGGGACCUAAAGUAGAGGGUCCAGAUGUUGAUGUUAAACUACCAAAAGCAGACAUUGACAUCAAGUCACCCAAGGUGGACAUCCAAGGUCCUGAACUAGACAUCGAAGGGCCUGAUGGUAAAAUCAAAGGGCCACAUUUUAAGAUGCCAUCAAUUUCAGGGCCCAAGAUCUCAAUGCCAGAUGUUGAUUUCAAUCUUAAAGGUCCAAAGAUGAAGGGAGAUGUUGACUUGUCAGUACCAAAGAUAGGAGAUAUCAAAGCACCGAAAGUGGACAUUGAAGGUCCAGAUGUUGAAAUUGAGGGUCCUUCAGGAGGAUUUAAGAUGCCAAAGAUGAAGAUGCCAUCAUUUGGAUUCAAAGGACCUAAAGUGGAGGGUCCAGAUGUUGAUGUCAAACUACCAAAAGCAGACAUUGACAUCAAGGCACCCAAGGUUGACAUCCAAGGUCCCGAACUAGACAUUGAAGGGCCUGACGGUAAAGUCAAAGGGCCACAUUUCAAGAUGCCAUCAAUUUCAGGGCCCAAGAUCUCAAUGCCAGAUGUUGAUUUUAACCUGAAAGGUCCAAAGAUGAAGGGAGAUUUUGAUGUGUCAGUACCAAAGAUAGAAGGAGAAAUCAAAGCACCUAAAGUAGACUUUGAAGGUCCAGAUAUUGACAUUGACAGUCCGUCAGGGGGAUUUAAGAUGCCAAAGAUGAAGAUGCCAUCAUUUGGAUUCAAAGGACCUAAAGUAGAGGGUCCAGAUGUUGAUGUUAAACUACCAAAAGCAGACAUUGACAUCAAAGCACCCAAGGUGGACAUUCAAGGUCCUGAACUAGACGUUGAAGGGCCUGAUGGGAAAAUCAAAGGGCCACAUUUCAAGAUGCCAUCAAUAUCAGGGCCCAAGAUCUCAAUGCCAGAUGUUGAUUUCAACUUGAAAGGGCCAAAAGUGAAAGGAGAUGUUGAUGUGUCAGUACCAAAGAUAGAAGGAGACUUAAAAGCACCCAAAGUAGACAUUGAAGGUCCAGAUAUUGACAUUGAGGGUCCUUCAGGAGGAUUUAAGAUGCCAAAAAUGAAGAUGCCCUCAUUUGGAUUUAAGGGACCUAAAGUAGAGGGUCCAGAUGUUGAUGUUAAACUACCAAAAGCAGACAUUGACAUCAAGGCACCCAAGGUUGACAUCCAAGGUCCCGAACUAAACAUUGAAGGGCCUGACGGUAAAGUCAAAGGGCCACAUUUCAAGAUGCCAUCAAUUUCAGGGCCCAAGAUCUCAAUGCCAGAUGUUGAUUUCAACCUGAAAGGGCCAAAGGUGAAGGGAGAUGUUGAUGUGUCAAUACCAAAGAUAGAAGGAGACAUCAAAGCACCCAAAGUAGAUAUUGAAGGUCCAGAUGUUGACAUUGAGGGUCCUUCAGGAGGAUUUAAGAUGCCAAAAAUGAAGAUGCCAUCACUCGGAUUUAAAGGACCUAAAGUGGAGGGUCCAAAUGUUGAUGUUAAACUAUCAAAAGCAGACAUUGACAUUAAGGCACCCAAGGUGGACAUCCAAGGUCCUGAACUAGACAUUGAAGGGCCUGAUGGUAAAAUCAAAGGGCCACAUUUCAAGAUGCCAUCAAUUUCAGGGCCCAAGAUCUCAAUGCCAGAUGUUGAUUUCAACCUUAAAGGUCCAAAGAUGAAGGGAGAUGUUGACGUGUCACUACCAAAGAUAGAAGGAGAUAUCAAAGCACCGAAAGUGGACAUUGAAGGUCCAGAUGUUGAAAUUGAGGGUCCUUCAGGAGGAUUUAAGAUGCCAAAAAUGAAGAUGCCAUCAUUUGGAUUCAAAGGACCUAAAGUGGAAGGUCCAGAUGUUGAUGUUAAACUACCAAAAGCAGACAUUGACAUCAAGGCACCCAAGGUUGACAUCCAAGGUCCCGAACUAGACAUUGAAGGGCCUGACGGUAAAAUCAAAGGGCCACAUUUCAAGAUGCCAUCAAUUUCAGGGCCCAAGAUCUCAAUGCCAGAUGUUGAUUUCAACCUGAAAGGGCCAAAGGUGAAGGGAGAUGUUGAAGUGUCUGUACCAAAGAUAGAAGGAGAUAUCAAAGCACCGAAAGUAGACAUUGAAGGACCAGAUGUUGAAAUUGAGGGUACUUCAGGAGGAUUUCAGAUGCCAAAGAUGAAGAUGCCAUCAUUUGGAUUUAAAGGACCUAAAGUGGAGGGUCCAGAUAUUGAUGUUAAACUACCAAAAGCAGACAUUGACAUCAAGGCACCCAAGGUUGACAUCCAAGGUCCUGAACUAGACAUUGAAGGGCCUGACGGUAAAGUCAAAGGGCCACAUUUCAAGAUGCCAUCAAUUUCAGGGCCCAAGAUCUCAAUGCCAGAUGUGGAUUUCAACCUGAAAGGACCAAAGAUGAAAGGAGAUAUUGAUGUGUCAGUGCCAAAAAUAGAAGGAGACAUCAAAGCACCUAAAGUAGACUUUGAAGGUCCAGAUGUUGACAUUGACAGUCCGUCAGGGGGAUUUAAGAUGCCAAAGAUGAAGAUGCCAUCAUUUGGAUUCAAAGGACCUAAAGUGGAGGGUCCAGAUGUUGAUGUUAAACUACCAAAAGCAGACAUUGACAUAAAAGCACCCAAGGUGGACAUCCAAGGUCCUGAACUAGACGUUGAAGGGCCUGAUGGUAAAAUCAAAGGGCCACAUUUCAAGAUGCCAUCAAUAUCAGGGCCCAAGAUCUCAAUGCCCGAUGUUGAUUUCAACCUGAAAGGGCCAAAGGUGAAGGGAGAUCUUGAUGUGUCAGUACCAAAGAUAGAAGGAGACUUCAAAGCACCCAAAGUAGACAUUGAAGGUCCAGAUAUUGACAUUGAGGGUCCUUCAGGAGGUUUUAAGAUGCCAAAGAUGAAGAUGCCAUCAUUUGGAUUCAAAGGACCUAAAGUGGAGGGUCCAGAUGUUGAUGUUAAACUACCAAAAGCAGACAUUGACAUAAAAGCACCCAAGGUGGACAUACAAGGUCCUGAACUAGACGUUGAAGGGCCUGAUGGUAAAAUCAAAGGGCCACAUUUCAAGAUGCCAUCAAUAUCAGGGCCCAAGAUCUCAAUGCCAGAUGUUGAUUUCAACCUGAAAGGGCCAAAGGUGAAGGGAGAUGUUGAUGUGUCAGUACCAAAGAUAGAAGGAGACUUCAAAGCACCCAAAGUAGACAUUGAAGGUCCAGAUAUUGACAUUGAGGGUCCUUCAGGAGGUUUUAAGAUGCCAAAGAUGAAGAUGCCAUCAUUUGGAUUCAAAGGACCUAAAGUGGAGGGUCCAGAUGUUGAUGUUAAACUACCAAAAGCAGACAUUGACAUAAAAGCACCCAAGGUGGACAUCCAAGGUCCUGAACUAGACGUUGAAGGGCCUGAUGGUAAAAUCAAAGGGCCACAUUUCAAGAUGCCAUCAAUAUCAGGGCCCAAGAUCUCAAUGCCAGAUGUUGAUUUCAACCUGAAAGGGCCAAAGGUGAAGGGAGAUGUUGAUGUGUCAGUACCAAAGAUAGAAGGAGACUUAAAAGCACCCAAAGUAGACAUUGAAGGUCCAGAUAUUGACAUUGAGGGUCCUUCAGGAGGUUUUAAAAUGCCAAAGAUGAAGAUGCCAUCAUUUGGAUUCAAAGGACCUAAAGUGGAGGGUCCAGAUAUUGAUGUUAAACUACCAAAAGCAGACAUUGACAUCAAGGCACCCAAGGUGGACAUCCAAGGUCCUGAACUAGACGUUGAAGGGCCUGAUGGUAAAAUCAAAGGGCCACAUUUCAAGAUGCCAUCAAUAUCAGGGCCCAAGAUCUCAAUGCCAGAUGUUGAUUUCAACCUGAAAGGGCCAAAGGUGAAGGGAGAUGUUGAUGUGUCAGUACCAAAGAUAGAAGGAGACUUAAAAGCACCCAAAGUAGACAUUGAAGGUCCAGAUAUUGACAUUGAGGGUCCUUCAGGAGGUUUUAAAAUGCCAAAGAUGAAGAUGCCAUCAUUUGGAUUCAAAGGACCUAAAGUGGAGGGUCCAGAUAUUGAUGUUAAACUACCAAAAGCAGACAUUGACAUCAAGGCACCCAAGGUGGACAUCCAAGGUCCUGAACUAGACAUUGAAGGGCCUGAUGGUAAAAUCAAAGGGCCACAUUUCAAGAUGCCAUCCAUGUCAGGGCCCAAGAUCUCAAUGCCAGAUGUUGAUUUCAACCUGAAAGGUCCAAAGAUGAAGGGAGAUUUUGAUGUGUCAGUGCCAAAGAUAGAAGGAGAUAUCAAAGCACCGAAAGUUGACAUUGAGGGUCCAGAUGUGGACGUUGAAGGUCUUUCAGGAGGGUUUAAAAUGCCAAAGAUGAAGAUGCCAUCAUUUGGAUUCAAGGGACCUAAAGUGGAGGGUCCAGAUAUUGAUGUUAAACUACCAAAAGCAGACAUUGACAUCAAGGCACCCAAGGUGGACAUCCAAGGUCCUGAACUAGACAUUGAAGGGCCUGAUGGUAAAAUCAAAGGGCCACAUUUCAAGAUGCCAUCCAUGUCAGGGCCCAAGAUCUCAAUGCCAGAUGUUGAUUUCAACCUGAAAGGGCCAAAGGUGAAGGGAGAUCUUGAUGUGUCAGUACCAAAGAUAGAAGGAGACUUAAAAGCACCCAAAGUAGACAUUGAAGGUCCAGAUAUUGACAUUGAGGGUCCUUCAGGAGGUUUUAAAAUGCCAAAGAUGAAGAUGCCAUCAUUUGGAUUCAAAGGACCUAAAGUGGAGGGUCCAGAUAUUGAUGUUAAACUACCAAAAGCAGACAUUGACAUCAAGGCACCCAAGGUGGACAUCCAAGGUCCUGAACUAGACAUUGAAGGGCCUGAUGGUAAAAUCAAAGGGCCACAUUUCAAGAUGCCAUCCAUGUCAGGGCCCAAGAUCUCAAUGCCAGAUGUUGAUUUCAACCUGAAAGGUCCAAAGAUGAAGGGAGAUUUUGAUGUGUCAGUGCCAAAGAUAGAAGGAGAUAUCAAAGCACCGAAAGUUGACAUUGAGGGUCCAGAUGUGGACGUUGAAGGUCUUUCAGGAGGGUUUAAAAUGCCAAAAAUGAAGAUGCCCUCAUUUGGAUUCAAGGGACCUAAAGUGGAGGGUCCAGAUAUUGAUGUUAAACUACCAAAAGCAGACAUUGACAUCAAGGCACCCAAGGUGGACAUCCAAGGUCCUGAACUAGACAUUGAAGGGCCUGAUGGUAAAAUCAAAGGGCCACAUUUCAAGAUGCCAUCCAUGUCAGGGCCCAAGAUCUCAAUGCCAGAUGUUGAUUUCAACCUGAAAGGGCCAAAGGUGAAGGGAGAUCUUGAUGUGUCAGUACCAAAGAUAGAAGGAGACUUCAAAGCACCCAAAGUAGACAUUGAAGGUCCAGAUAUUGACAUUGAGGGUCCUUCAGGAGGUUUUAAGAUGCCAAAGAUGAAGAUGCCAUCAUUUGGAUUCAAAGGACCUAAAGUGGAGGGUCCAGAUAUUGAUGUUAAACUACCAAAAGCAGACAUUGACAUCAAGGCACCCAAGGUGGACAUCCAAGGUCCUGAACUAGACAUUGAAGGGCCUGAUGGUAAAAUCAAAGGGCCACAUUUCAAGAUGCCAUCCAUGUCAGGGCCCAAGAUCUCAAUGCCAGAUGUUGAUUUCAACCUGAAAGGUCCAAAGAUGAAGGGAGAUUUUGAUGUGUCAGUGCCAAAGAUAGAAGGAGAUAUCAAAGCACCGAAAGUUGACAUUGAAGGUCCAGAUGUGGACGUUGAAGGUCUUUCAGGAGGGUUUAAAAUGCCAAAGAUGAAGAUGCCAUCAUUUGGAUUCAAGGGACCUAAAGUGGAGGGUCCAGAUAUUGAUGUUAAACUACCAAAAGCAGACAUUGACAUCAAGGCACCCAAGGUGGACAUCCAAGGUCCUGAACUAGACAUUGAAGGGCCUGAUGGUAAAAUCAAAGGGCCACAUUUCAAGAUGCCAUCCAUGUCAGGGCCCAAGAUCUCAAUGCCAGAUGUUGAUUUCAACCUGAAAGGGCCAAAGGUGAAGGGAGAUCUUGAUGUGUCAGUACCAACGAUAGAAGGAGACUUCAAAGCACCCAAAGUAGACAUUGAAGGUCCAGAUAUUGACAUUGAGGGUCCUUCAGGAGGUUUUAAGAUGCCAAAGAUGAAGAUGCCAUCAUUUGGAUUCAAAGGACCUAAAGUGGAGGGUCCAGAUAUUGAUGUUAAACUACCAAAAGCAGACAUUGACAUCAAGGCACCCAAGGUGGACAUCCAAGGUCCUGAACUAGACAUUGAAGGGCCUGAUGGUAAAAUCAAAGGGCCACAUUUCAAGAUGCCAUCCAUGUCAGGGCCCAAGAUCUCAAUGCCAGAUGUUGAUUUCAACCUGAAAGGUCCAAAGAUGAAAGGAGACAUUGAAGUGUCUGUUCCAAAAAUAGAAGGAGACAUCAAAGCACCUAAAGUAGACAUUGAAGGUCCAGAUGUUGACAUUGAGGGUCCUUCCGGAGGAUUUAAGAUGCCAAAGAUGAAGAUGCCAACAUUUGGAAUCAAGGGAGCUAAAGUGGAGGGUACAGAUGUUGAUGUUAAACUACCAAAAGCAGACAUUGACAUCAAGGCUCCCAAGGUGGACAUCCAAGGUCCUGAACUAGACAUUGAAGGGCCUGACGGUAAAAUCAAAGGGCCACAUUUCAAGAUGCCUUCCAUUUCAGGGCCCAAGAUCUCAAUGCCAGAUGUUGAUUUUAACCUGAAAGGUCCAAAGAUGAAGGGAGAUUUUGAUGUGUCAGUGCCAAAGAUAGAAGGAGAUAUCAAAGCACCGAAAGUUGACAUUGAAGGUCCAGAUGUGGACGUUGAAGGUCUUUCAGGAGGGUUUAAAAUGCCAAAGAUGAAGAUGCCAUCAUUUGGAUUCAAGGGACCUAAAGUGGAGGGUCCAGAUGUUGAUGUAAAACUUCCAAAAGCUGACAUUGACAUCAAGGCACCCAAAGUGAACAUCCAAGGACCCGAACUAGACAUUGAAGGGCCUGACGGUAAAAUCAAGGGGCCACAUUUCAAGAUGCCAUCAAUUUCAGGGCCCAAGAUCUCAAUGCCAGAUGUCGAUUUCAACCUGAAAGGGCCAAAGGUGAAGGGAGAUGUUGACGUGUCAGUGCCAAAGAUAGAAGGAGACAUCAAUGCACCCAAAAUUGACAUUGAAGGUCCAGAUGUUGACAUUGAAGGUCUUUCAGGAGGAUUUAAAAUGCCAAAGAUGAAAAUCCCCUCAAUGUCUGGCCCCAAAAUAUCAAUGCCUGAUGUUGAUUUCAAUCUCAAAGCGCCAACAUUGAAGGGUGGAGUUGAGGGAGAUAUGAGUUUACCCAAAGCAGAAAUUGAUGGUGUUGAUAUAUCAGUGGAUAGUCCUGAGAUUUCACCUAAGAAAUCAAAGUUCAAAAUGCCCAAGUUUGGAUUCAAAGGGCCUAAAGUCAAAACUCCUGAAAUUGAUGUAAAACUUGCGAAACCAGAUAUAAAUAUCAAAGGACCUAAAGUUACUUCUCCCGAUCUUGAGGUUGACAUUGGCGCUACAAGCCCUAAAGUCAAAGGAUCCAAGUUUAAAAUGCCUAAAUUUGGAUUCAAAGGCCCAAAAGUAGAGAUACCAGAUGUUGAUAUUAACCUUCCUAAAACAGAAAUUGAUAUCAAGACACCAGACAUCGACAUUAAAAGUCCCGAACUGGACAUUGAAAGCCCUGAUGGCAAAAUAAAAGGACCAAAAUUCAAGAUGCCAUCCAUGUCAGGACCAAAGAUGUCAAUGCCUGAUGUGGAUUUUAACCUGAAAGGUCCUAAGGUAAAGGGAGAUUUUGAUAUGUCAGUCCCCAAGAUUGAAGGAGAUCUGAAAUCCCCCAAAAUAAACAUUGAAGGUCCAGAUGUUGAUAUUGAAGGUUCAGGAGGGUUUAAGAUGCCAAAAAUGAAGAUGCCAUCAUUUGGAUUCAAAGGACCUAAACUGGAAGGUCCGGAUUUCGAUGUCAACAUUCCCAAACCUGACAUUAAUAUUGAGGGUUCAGACAUUAACAUUAAAAGCCCAGAAUUGGACAUUGAAGGCCCAGACGGUAAAAUCAAAGGGCCCAAAUUCAAGAUGCCAUCAAUAUCUGGACCAAAGAUCUCCAUGCCUGAUAUGGAUGUUAAUCUAAAAGGUCCAAAGGUGAAAGGAGAUUUCGAUGUGUCCAUACCCAAGAUUGAAGGAGACCUCAAAACGCCACAACUAGACAUGGAAGGUCCAGAUGUUGAUAUGGAAGUUUCAGGAGGAUUUAAGAUGCCAAAGAUGAAAAUGCCAUCAUUUGGAUUCAAAGGACCAAAACUUGAGGGUCCAGAUGUUGAUGUCAACCUUCCUAAAGCUGACAUUAAUGUUGAAGGCCCUAAUUUUGAGAUCAAAGGUCCAGAAUUAGACAUUGAAGGCCCAGACGGUAAAAUCAAAGGACCCAAAUUCAAAAUGCCAUCAAUAUCUGGACCAAAGAUCUCUAUGCCCGAUGUGGAUUUCAACCUGAAAGGCCCUAAGGUGAAGGGAGACUUUGAUAUGUCAGUCCCCAAAAUGGAAGGAGAUCUGAAAACCCCCAAAGUAAACAUUGAAAGUCCUGAUGUUGACAUAGAAGGUUCAGGAGGGUUCAAGAUGCCAAAAAUGAAAAUGCCAUCAUUUGGAGUCAAAGGACCAAAACUUGAGGGUCCAGAUGUCAAUGUCAACCUUCCCAAAGCUGACUUUAAUAUUCAUGGUCCUGAUGUUGACAUCAAAAGUCCAGGAUUAGAUAUUGAAGGCCCGGAUGGUAAAAUCAAAGGACCCAAAUUUAAGAUGCCAUCACUAUCCGGACCACAAAUCUCCAUGCCUGAUAUGGACUUCAACCUGAAAGGUCCUAAGGUGAAGGGAGGUGUUGACAUGUCAGGAGACCUCAAAGCACCAAAAAUGGACAUUGAAGGUCCAGAUGUUGACAUUGAAGGUUCAGGAGGAUUUAAGAUGCCAAAGAUGAAGAUGCCUUCUUUCGGAUUCAAAGGACCUAAACUGGAGGGUCCAGAUGUUGAUGUCAAUCUUCCCAAAGCUGACAUUGAUAUUGAGGGUCCUGAUGUUAAACUCAAAGGUCCAGAACUAGACAUUGAAGGUCCAGAUGGAAAAAUUAAAGGACCUAAAUUCAAGAUGCCAUCCAUAUCUGGACCACACAUCUCCAUGCCUGAUAUGGACUUCAACUUGAAAGGUCCUAAGUUGAAGGGAGGUGUUGACAUUUCAGGAGACCUCAAAGCACCAAAAUUAGACAUUGAAGUUCCAGACGUUGACAUUGAAGGUUCAGGAGGAUUUAAGAUGCCAAAGAUGAAGAUGCCAUCAUUUGGAUUCAAAGGACCUAAGCUGGAGGGUCCAGAUGUUGAUGUCAACCUUCCCAAAGCUGACAUUGAUAUUGAGGGUCCUGAUGUUAAACUGAAAGGUCCAGAGCUUGACAUUGAAGGCCCGGAUGGUAAAAUCAAAGGACCCAAAUUUAAGAUGCCAUCACUAUCCGGACCACAAAUCUCCAUGCCUGAUAUGGACUUCAACCUGAAAGGUCCUAAGGUGAAAGGAGGUGUUGACAUGUCAGGAGACCUCAAAGCACCAAAAAUGGACAUUGAAGGUCCAGAUGUUGACAUUGAAGGUUCAGGAGGAUUUAAGAUGCCAAAGAUGAAGAUGCCUUCUUUCGGAUUAAAAGGACCUAAACUGGAGGGUCCAGAUGUUGAUGUCAAUCUUCACAAAGGUGACAUUAAUAUUGAGGGUCCUGAUGUUAAACUCAAAGGUCCAGAGCUUGACAUUGAAGGUCCAGAUGGAAAAAUCAAAGGACCUAAAUUCAAGAUGCCAUCCAUAUCCGGACCACACAUCUCCAUGCCUGAUAUGGACUUCAACUUGAAAGGUCCUAAGGUGAAGGGAGGUGUUGACAUUUCAGGAGAUCUCAAAGCACCAAAAUUAGACAUUGAAGUUCCAGACGUUGACAUUGAAGGUUCAGGAGGAUUUAAGAUGCCAAAGAUGAAGAUGCCAUCAUUUGGAUUCAAAGGACCUAAGCUGGAGGGUCCAGAUGUUGAUGUCAACCUUCCCAAAGCUGACAUUGAUAUUGAGGGUCCUGAUGUUAAACUGAAAGGUCCAGAGCUUGACAUUGAAGGCCCGGAUGGUAAAAUCAAAGGACCCAAAUUUAAGAUGCCAUCACUAUCCGGACCACAAAUCUCCAUGCCUGAUAUGGACUUCAACUUGAAAGGUCCUAAGGUGAAGGGAGGUGUUGACAUGUCAGGAGACCUCAAAGCACCAAAAAUGGACAUUGAAGGUCCAGAUGUUGACAUUGAAGGUUCAGGAGGAUUUAAGAUGCCAAAGAUGAAGAUGCCUUCUUUCGGAUUCAAAGGACCUAAACUGGAGGGUCCAGAUGUUGAUGUCAAUCUUCACAAAGGUGACAUUAAUAUUGAGGGUCCUGAUGUUAAACUCAAAGGUCCAGAACUAGACAUUGAAGGUCCAGAUGGAAAAAUCAAAGGACCUAAAUUCAAGAUGCCAUCCAUAUCCGGACCACACAUCUCCAUGCCUGAUAUGGACUUCAACUUGAAAGGUCCUAAGGUGAAGGGAGGUGUUGACAUUUCAGGAGACGUCAAAGCACCAAAAUUAGACAUUGAAGGUCCAGAUGUUGACAUUGAAGGUUCAGGAGGAUUUAAAAUGCCAAAGAUGAAAAUGCCAUCAUUUGGAAUGAAAGGACCUAAACUGGAAGGUCCAGAUGUUGAUGUCAAUGUUCCCAAAGCUGAUUUUAAUAUUCAGGGACCUGAUCUUGAUAUCAAAGGUCCAGAACUGGACAUUGAAGGUCCAGAUGGUAAAAUCAAAGGUCCCAAAUUCAAAAUGCCAACAAUAUCUGGACCAAAGAUCUCCAUGCCUGAUAUGGACUUCAAUUUGAAAGGUCCAAAGGUGAAGGGUGGUGUUGACAUGUCAGGAGACCUGAAAGCACCCAAAAUGGAUGUUGAAGUUCCAGAUGUUGACAUAGAAAGUUCAGGAGGAUUUAAGAUGCCAAAGAUGAAGAUGCCAUCCUUUGGAUUCAAAGGACCUAAAUUGGAGGGUCCAGAUGUUGAUGUCAACCUUCCCAAAGCUGACAUCAAUAUUGAGGGUCCUGAUGUUGACAUCAAAGGUCCAGAAUUAGACAUUGAAGGUCCAGAUGGUAAAAUCAAAGGACCCAAAUUCAAGAUGCCAUCAAUAUCUGGACCAAAGAUCUCCAUGCCUGAUAUUGACUUCAACUUGAAAGGUCCCAAGGUGAAGGGAGAUUUAGACGUGUCAGUCCCCAAGAUUGAAGGAGAUCUGAAAGCACCCAAAGUAGACAUUGAAGGACCAGAUGUUGACAUUGAAGGCUCAGGAGGAUUUAAGAUGCCAAAGAUGAAGAUGCCAUCCUUUGGAUUCAAAGGACACAAAAUUGAUGGUCCUGAUGUUGACGUUGACCUUCCUAAAGCUGACAUUGACAUAAAGGGACCAAAUGUUGACAUCAAAAGUCCAGAACUUGACAUUGAAGUCCCUCAUGGUAAAAUCAAAGGUUCAAAAUUCAAGAUGCCUGAUGUUGGCUUUCAUAUGAAAACUCCUAAGUUAAAGGGAGAUUUAGAUUUGUCAGGGCCCAAGGUAGAAGGAGACAUUAAAGCACCGAAAGUAGACCUCAAAGCACCAAAAGUAGAUAUUGAAAGUCCAGAAUUAGACAUUGAUGGAGCUGAUGGUAAAAUCAAAGGACCAAAAUUCAAAAUGCCAUCAAUAUCAGGUCCAAACAUCUCAAUGCCUGAUGUAGACUUUAAUCUGAAAGGUCCAAAGGUGAAGGGAGAUUUUGAUAUGUCAGGAGACGUCAAAGUCCCCAAAGUAGACAUUGAAGGCCCAGAUGUUGACAUAGAAGGUUCAGGAGGAUUUAAGAUGCCAAAGAUGAAGAUGCCAUCAUUUGGCUUCAAGGGACCUAAAAUGGAGGGUCCAGACGUGGAUGUCAACCUUCCCAAAGCUGGCCUUAAUAUUGAGGGUCCUGAUGUUGACAUUAAAGGUCCAGAACUGAACAUUGAAGGUCCAGAUGGUAAAAUCAAAGGGCCCAAAUUCAAGAUGCCAUCAAUAUCCGGACCAAAGAUAUCCAUGCCUGAUAUGGACUUCAACUUGAAAGGUCCUAAGGUGAAGGGAGAUUUAGAUGUGUCAGUCCCCAAGAUUGAAGGAGAUCUGAAAGCACCCAAUGUAAACAUUGAGGGACCAGAUGUUGACAUUGAAGGUUCAGGAGGUUUUAAGAUGCCAAAGAUGAAGAUGCCUUCCUUUGGAUUGAAAGGACCUAAACUAGAGGGUCCAGAUGUCGAUCUCAACCUACCCAAAGGUGACGUUAACAUUGAGGGACCUGAAUUCAACAUCAAAGGUGCCGAAUUUGACAUUGAAGGCCCUGAUGGUAAAAUCAAAGGGCCCAAAUUCAAGAUGCCAUCAAUAUCUGGACCAAAGAUAUCCAUGCCUGAUAUGGACUUCAACUUGAAAGGUCCUAAGGUGAAGGGAGAUUUUGAUGUGUCAGUCCCAAAGAUUGAAGGAGAUCUGAAAACACCAAAAGUAAACAUUGAGGGACCAGAUGUUGACAUUGAAGGCUCAGGAGGAGGAUUAAAAAUGCCAAAGAUGAAGAUGCCUUCCUUUGGAUUGAAAGGACCUAAACUAGAGGGUCCAGAUGUCGAUCUCAACCUACCCAAAGGUGACGUUAACAUUGAGGGACCUGAAUUCAACAUCAAAGGUGCCGAAUUUGACAUUGAAGGCCCUGAUGGUAAAAUCAAAGGGCCCAAAUUCAAGAUGCCAUCAAUAUCUGGACCAAAGAUAUCCAUGCCUGAUAUGGACUUCAACUUGAAAGGUCCUAAGGUGAAGGGAGAUUUUGAUGUGUCAGUCCCAAAGAUUGAAGGAGAUCUGAAAACACCAAAAGUAAACAUUGAGGGACCAGAUGUUGACAUUGAAGGCUCAGGAGGAUUAAAAAUGCCAAAGAUGAAGAUGCCUUCCUUUGGAUUGAAAGGACCUAAACUAGAGGGUCCAGAUGUCGAUCUCAACCUACCCAAAGGUGACGUUAAGAUUGAGGGACCUGAAUUCAACAUCAAAGGUGCCGAAUUUGACAUUGAAGGCCCUGAUGGUAAAAUCAAAGGGCCCAAAUUCAAGAUGCCAUCAAUAUCUGGACCAAAGAUAUCCAUGCCUGAUAUGGACUUCAACUUGAAAGGUCCUAAGGUGAAGGGAGAUUUUGAUGUGUCAGUCCCAAAGAUUGAAGGAGAUCUGAAAACACCAAAAGUAAACAUUGAGGGACCAGAUGUUGACAUUGAAGGCUCAGGAGGAUUAAAAAUGCCAAAGAUGAAGAUGCCUUCCUUUGGAUUCAAGGGACCUACACUGGGGAGUCCUGAUGCUGAUAUUAACCUGCAUAAAGCUGACAUUGACAUUAAGGGACCUAGUGUUGACAUUUCGCCCCCAGAUCUGAACGUCAGACGGCCUGAAGGAAAAUUGUCAGGUGGGUCCGUUGAUAUGGGAAGUCCCAGUGUCAGCAUUGAAAAACCAAAUAUCAAGUUUCCAAAGUUUAAAGGUCCCACAUUUGGAAUUAAAUCUGCAGAAGCUGAAGGGCCUGAACUGGACAUUUCUGGUGGAAAGUUGGAUGUAAACACCCCUGGUGUCGACCUAAACCUAGGGGAUCCAAAUAUCAAAGGACCUAAAUUCAAGGCACAAAAGUUCCACAUGGGAGGCAAGAACCCCAAAGUAGAUGUUCAGUUGCCAGAGGUUGACAGUAGUCUUGAUGUUGGUGAUGACAUUAAUGUGAAAGGAAGGAAAGGAAAAUUCAAACUACCCAAAAUGAAAGGAAAAGCUAAGAAACCUGAUAUAGAUAUUGAUGUUGAAACAUCAGGAGCUGAAUUGGAAGUUGAUUCGCCUGAGCUUCACCUGAAAGGAGCAAAGGUAAAGAAACCCUUCUUUGGCAAACUUAAUUUCCCUGAUGUGGAAUUUGAUGUAAAAUCUCCUAAAGUUAAAAGUGAUAGCUUAGCCUCUGGAAAAGUGCCUUCCGGGAGUCUACAUGGCAAUAUAGAAGGUACGGGUGUAAAUGUGGAAGUCCCAGAUUUAAAAACAUCAAAAAUGAAAAUUCAAGGGAUGAAUAUCAAAGGAACACAGGGAAAUGUUCAUGAUGCUGACAUAAAUGUAAAUGUACAAAAUCUAAAAGGAGAUGCAAACCUCUCAGGAGGUAUAACAGGUCCUAAGAUAGAUAUUGGAGGAGUAGGAGGAGCAGAAGUGGACUCAAAUGUUUCAGGGUCUGGUGGACUACAAUUCCCAGAGUUCCAAGUAUCAUUCCAAAAAACCAAAGUUCCAAAGUUUGGCAUUGCUUUGCCUAAAUUGGAAGGACCAGAAAUGGGAAUAGAUGUUCAUGCAGAAUCAGGAGGACAGACAGCAGUGGGGGGUGGAAAGAUAGAGGGGCAGCCUUCUGCAGUUAGUGGUAGUGUAAGUUGUCAGAGUCUGGAGCUGCAAAGCCCAGAUGUGAAGCACAGCGGUGGGAAAGUAAAGGUCAAGAUGCCAAGGUUCGGUUUUGGCAAGUCAAAAGCAAAGGGAGGUAGCGCAGCUGAUCUUAGCCUCCAGGGGCCGGACACAGAACUAAGGGCCAGUGGUAGCAGUGGUGUUAAAGGCUCCAAAGAGUUGAGUUUAAGUCAUGGGGAGUUGGUAAGUGGGAAGAUGUCAGUUGAGGGAGGAUCUGGAAUUAGUGUGUCCCCUAAGAGCAAGUCAGCCUCCCUGGAUCUGUUUAAGAAAUCAAGGCAUCGGUCUUCCUCUGUUGCAAGUGAUGAGGGAGGUCUGGCUGCCUCUUCCCCAUCAAGUCACUUAAGUGCUGAAGGUGGUGACAUCUCUGUAGAUGUUGGUGGAGGCAAGGUGAAAGGAAAGAAGGGCAAGUUAAAGUUUGGCACCUUUGGUGGUUUUGGCUCAAAGACAAAGGGCUCGUAUGAAGUGGCUCUGGGUGAGGAUAGUGAAGCAAGAAUAGAGGGAAUGGGGGGUGUAUCUUUACCCUCUAAAAAGUCCAGAAUCUCUUCAUCAUCCAGCAGCGACAGUGGGACUAGAGGUGGUUUCCAUUUUCCCAAACUCGAGUUGUCUGUGUCACCAAAGAAAUAAAUUUUGAAUUAUAAACUCUCUCAUGUACAAACCUGUGCUCUGAAUCACAACAUCCCUAUCUGCUCAAGCAUUUCAAACUUGCCAGAAUAUUCUAUCUCAUCUCAUUAAGUUGUGCACAUGUGCACAUACAACAAUAACUGUUAAUUCACUUUGGACUUUUCCAUCAAAUUCUUGCUAAUUAAAAUGGGGUACAUGAGAUUGUUUAGAAUACCAUUGAACUGUAAAUAAGAUGAAUCUGUAUUGUAAUAUUAAGUAUUGUCUUUGUACAUAGUCAAAAUUUAUUGAACAUAUUACCAUCUCACCAAAUUCAUACCAAUACCAAACUCACAUAUUUAGUCCAAGUGUCUCAUUGAAUUCUGUUAAAUUGCAUAUUGUUAAGACUUGGUGUGGUAUUUUUGUAUCCAGGGGGUCAAUUGCACAAAAUAAUAUGGAAUACAUUUUUAUUUUAAAGAUUGUUAUGUUUAUAUACAAAUACAUACAGCAAAAACAACACCUUUUUCUUUUUAUGUAUGAAAUGUUUACUUGGAUUUUGAAGCUUUGGAUAUAUAAUCAUUGCAGAACCUAUUUACUCAACAUAAAGCCAACCCUGUAUAACAUUCUAUCAAGAGUGACAAUGCUGUUAAAGACCAUACUUGCAACUAAAAACAAUGUUUCUGUAAACUGUAAACCCUAUUAACUGCUGUUAUUAAUUUUGGAGACACAUUUAUUUCUUUUCUUUGUUUCUACAUCCACAUUGCUACUAGACAUUUCUAGUAUCAAAGUGGUUCAACGCUUCAUUUGAAUUCAAAUCAAAUGACCAAAAGGACAGUGCAAAUUGUAAAAUGGUACAGUAUAUGGUGAUGAAUGAAUUCAAAUAUAGGGGAUUUUGUAAAGAAAUUAAAGAAGUAUUGCAAAUUAUUAAUUAUUAAUGUUGGCAUUGUAUUGCGUUCAGGUGGGUAUGUCUCUCCCCCUCUCUCAUUCUCACACAUAUUCUUUCACUUAAUGCAACACUUGUUGCACUCUUUAUAUUUAGGUGACUAUCUUCAAUAAAGAGUUGCUCUAUAUUUGUACUUGUAUAGGUUAACAAAUAUCUGAAAUGUUAAUAACAGAGCUGAACAUGUCCUUGCUUUUAUUUGAUGUAGUUGGAGAUUUUCUGAGCCUAUUAUGUUUUAUGUGUGCAUUCUGCUAAAUAAAUCAAAUAAACAGUUGAGCUUCUAA
Molecule: messenger RNA, 22805 nt
Organism: Esox lucius (northern pike)
Lineage: Eukaryota; Metazoa; Chordata; Actinopteri; Esociformes; Esocidae
Gene: ahnak
Product: AHNAK nucleoprotein
Exons: 6
Coding region: 447-21608 (7053 amino acids)
Biological process (GO): regulation of RNA splicing
Cellular component (GO): cytoplasm; nucleus; costamere
Molecular function (GO): protein binding
Source: RefSeq, a predicted model, not a curated record